AUGGUGAACUUUUGGAGUCAGGUUUAUACUCACCCUGUAGAUUUCUAUAGAAAAGUGGACUCUCUUUGCACUGCUUUUUUUGUGGAAGAACAUCACGCAAUCGGCUGCGGGAGCCAGGGUCCUGUGGAAAGAGGAUCUCUUUGGGUUGCUUGGAUCAGAGGAAAUGUUUUCCUAAGGAAAAGUUUCUGGAACACAAAUGACUCUCCCCGUUUCUCGAGAGUCAUCAGAAGUAUGCUUCAGCUGAAGCAUCUUCUCCCUACGUUUCUAAAGUGUGAGAUUGGGAACAGAAUGGAUGCUUCUUUCUGGUGGGACUCGUGGACAGAAUUGGGGCCUCUAAGAGAUUUUGUGGGACAGAGAGGCCCAAGAAUGUUACCGUUAAGUUUGGAGGCGAAAGUGGUGGAGGCUGUGAGGAACGGAGAGUGGUUUCUCUCAAAUGCGAGAUCGGAAGAGGUCCAGCAGCUGGAGAUUAAGCUCACAGGUUUGCCCCCUCCACAACCUGAUCGUGGAAACGACAAUUACCUUUGGCGCACUCCAGCAGGGACGGAUUUGAAUAGCUUCUCCUCUGAAGGGACUUGGGAACAGUUGAGGACUCAAUCGCCACAACUCCCCUGGACAAAGCUGGUUGGUUCAAGGAGGCUGUGCUGA
Molecule: messenger RNA, 645 nt
Organism: Microthlaspi erraticum
Lineage: Eukaryota; Viridiplantae; Streptophyta; Magnoliopsida; Brassicales; Brassicaceae
Source: the annotation of a GenBank genome assembly